GGGGGGCACGGAGCGCAGCAGCAGCAGCAGCAGCAGGAUGAGCCUGAGCGACAACGACAAAGCCCACGUGAAGGGCAUCUGGUGCCAGGUGUCGGGCCAUGCCGAGGAGUUCGGCGCCGAGGCCAUCAACAGGAUGUUCGUGGCCUACCCCACCAGCAAGACCUACUUUCCGCACUUCGACGUGAGCGCCGGCUCGGAGCAGAUCCGGGCGCACGGCAAGCGGGUGGUGAACGCGCUCUCCGACGCCGUGGCCCACCUGGACAACAUCGGCGGCGCCCUGGCCAAGCUCAGCGACCUGCACGCCCAGAAGCUGCGCGUCGACCCCGUCAACUUCAGGUACCUGGCCCAGUGCCUCCUGGUGACCAUCGCCGUCCAUUGCCGCGGCCAGCUGACCGCCGACGUGCUCGUCUCCCUCGACAAGUUCCUCGCCCUCGUCACCAAGGUGCUCACCUGCAAGUACCGCUAGAGCGCCCGCCCGCCCGCCGGUCUCGCCCAGCCGCAGCAGCGCCACAGGCCGGCGCACCGACCCCCCCCCCUCAAUAAACGCCUGGCCGUCGAAAGGGC
Heteronotia binoei (common prickly gecko) is the source of this 564-nucleotide messenger RNA. RefSeq names its product hemoglobin subunit alpha-A-like. The transcript is spliced from 3 exons. Gene Ontology annotation, cellular component: blood microparticle; hemoglobin complex; haptoglobin-hemoglobin complex. The record is from RefSeq and is a predicted model, not a curated record. Bases 38 to 466 code for a protein of 142 amino acids. Gene Ontology annotation, molecular function: haptoglobin binding; oxygen carrier activity; organic acid binding. Gene Ontology annotation, biological process: oxygen transport; hydrogen peroxide catabolic process. Lineage: Eukaryota; Metazoa; Chordata; Lepidosauria; Squamata; Gekkonidae.